Molecule: messenger RNA, 5652 nt
Organism: Cyclopterus lumpus (lumpfish)
Lineage: Eukaryota; Metazoa; Chordata; Actinopteri; Perciformes; Cyclopteridae
Gene: purab
Product: purine-rich element binding protein Ab
Exons: 1
Coding region: 86-931 (281 amino acids)
Biological process (GO): regulation of transcription by RNA polymerase II
Cellular component (GO): nucleus
Molecular function (GO): RNA polymerase II transcription regulatory region sequence-specific DNA binding; purine-rich negative regulatory element binding; DNA-binding transcription factor activity, RNA polymerase II-specific
Source: RefSeq, a predicted model, not a curated record
AUAGAGCCGCGGAGUGGUUUGACGGGCAGUCGAGGUUGCAGCAGGCAGAGGGAGACGGUGGAAGGUAAAGCAGGGAGGCAGCAUCAUGGCGGACAGAGACAGUGGCAGUGACCACGGAGGGGCCACCGCGGGCCCCGGCUCUCUACCCCCGGGUCCGAUGGGCGCCAUGUCCCGGCUGCAGCACGACACCGAGGAGCUCGCCUCGAAGCGCGUCGACAUCCAGAACAAGCGCUUCUACCUCGACGUGAAGCAGAAUGUUAAAGGCCGCUUCCUAAAGAUAGCCGAGGUCGGAGCUGGGGGAAACAAGAGCCGCCUCACUCUCUCCAUGUCGGUGGCCGUGGAGUUCCGCGAUUAUCUCGGGGACUUUAUCGAACAUUACGCCCAGCUGGGCCCGACCAACCCGGACAUAGUGCAGGAUGAGCCCCGGCGGGCGCUCAAGAGCGAAUUCCUGGUGCGGGAGAAUCGGAAAUAUUACAUGGAUCUGAAAGAGAACCAGAGGGGGCGGUUCCUAAGGAUCCGACAGACCGUUAAUCGGGGGCCCGGAUUGGGAAGCGCGCAAGGCCAGACCAUCGCUCUGCCGGCGCAGGGUCUCAUCGAGUUCCGCGACGCUUUGGCCAAACUCAUCGACGACUACGGCGUGGACGAGGAGCCGGCGGAGCUCCCGGAGGGCACCUCGCUCACGGUCGACAACAAGCGCUUCUUCUUCGACGUGGGCUCCAACAAGUACGGGGUGUUCAUGCGGGUCAGCGAGGUGAAGCCCACGUACCGGAACUCCAUUACGGUUCCGUGCAAAGUGUGGUCCAAAUUUGGCAACACCUUCUGCAAAUACGCGGAGGAGAUGAGGAAGAUCCAGGAGAGGAGCCGAGAGAAACGGGCCUCCGAACUGCUACCUGAGGGCCCGCACGCAGGGGAUGACGGCGACGAUGACUGAGGCGGAUCUUUGGAGAGCAGACAGGAAACAACAAAGACUAAACUGAACUCUGAGAGAAAACGAGACUUUUGAACUGUAAAAUAGAAAGAGAAUUUCCAAGGGAAUCACCCCACACACAACCUCCACAGACAUGGCAGCAGCUCUGCUGUCUCCUCGCUCAUUUUACUGGAUGUCACCCCACUUACCACCCAUGUAACAGUAAGCCGCUGCUAUCAAGGAUCCAACUGUAAGAUAUGAACUGUUUCCUACUUGAUUUAAAUGAACAGAGUGUUUAUAUCUCUAUCAAACGACAGAUUUUGCACACAUCAAAGCUAUUUCGAGAAAAAAAUAAUAAUAAUGUUUAAAUGUUUUCAAACUGCUAAUAUACGAAGAUGUAAUCAAAAGUAAAAACCAGAGGUCUAUUAUAUGAAAUGGCAGUCUUCAUGUAGAACGAAUAUUUGACAUCAGCACAAAGACAAUAUAUUAUGAAACCAAAAUCUGAGACCAGAUGUAUAGUUUAUUAUAAAGGUACGCAGACUAAAUAUGAAAGCGCUCUCAAAGUGUAUGAAUUGCAGAAGGCAGCGCUGCAGGCCUGUGAACACCGGUCAGCAUGUGUGUAGGCCCAUGUGUUGAAAAGAAGUUUGGCAAAGUAGGCUAUCGUCUUUAAUUGGACCUAAAGCGCUGUAGGCUAAUGAAAGCAUUUCUAUCAUGCCCUUGUGGAAAAGGUUGAGACAUAAAAUAAAAAGCCUACUUUGCGCGCCUCAAACAAAAGGGAUAAAUCUAUCCCUGAGCUACUAUAUUGAAUAUCAACCCUCUUGCACCAUGUCCAUAUAAACUUAAUAGAAGACGAAAAAAAGUGCUAACUUAGAUGUACUAAUUAUGAUUUUGUGAAUCAGCUGUAAAAAAAGAAAGAAAGAAAGAAAAAAAAAAAAAGUCCUUAUUCAGAUUCCCACGUUUUCUGUGGGUUAAGUUUUGUCUUUGUUACUUAGUAGUUCUUCGCUCUGGGGUAGUCGGGUAGGGGAUACAACAAGAUGAGAUCCACCUGUGGGAAACAAAAAGAGAAAUGGUGGCGUGUCCGCGUGUGGCGAGGCAACGCAUCCUCUCUGACGUCGUUACGACCCGUGCCUUAUACACUCCACUCGUUUACGUGUUCUCACGUGGAUGGUCUGUGACCUCGACCGCUGUACGUUUUCAUUUCGAGUGCUGUUAUAGGCCCAAUUAUUUACUCACCGGGGCUUCGCAACCCUGCGGUGCAUGGAGCAUUGGGGUGUGGGCCCUUCAGAAAGAUGAGGUGCUACUGUAUGUACACUUUGAAAAUAAGGGGGGGGGAUCUCUAGCAGCACCCCUGCCCUGGUGGCCUCUCAGUAGAGUAGAGAUGUUUCACCCUGGAACAGGAGAGUGACCCAGGAUGUACCACCGGGUGUCAGCAUGGAGAUUCAUCGGGAGAUGUUAGGGGGGGGGGGUUUGCACACCAUAUGCACCAUGUUAAAAAAAAACAGCAGCAACAACAACAACAACAAUAAACAACCUAAAUCCGGAGUGGCUGGAUGAGGCUAUUCGUCAGAGCUGAGAUGGAUGCUGUUAAAGAGCCAGGCAGGCCAGCCGGCCGGCCGUGCCAUGCAGUCAAGUCUGCGUGCAGUUUAGUGGAUGUAGAGGCCUCUCAGUUCAGGGCCAAGGCAGUAUCUAUCUCUUUGUGGUGCUACAGCCCCUCGAUCGCUACGUGGGGGCCUCGCCUCUCCGAAUAUGUCACUUUUGCAUUCUUUUUUAUUCUGAUGCUCCUCUUUUUUUCUCCUUCAAAGUUCUUUUUCGCCACAUUACGUGUCGGGUUUCUCCCUCCCGGGCAGAGAGGAAGCCAACGAGUAGUGCAGCACUUCUCAUAUUAGUGUGCAAUAUUGUGUGCGUGCAAAUCGCGCCCUCACAUCACGUGUAUAGACUAUUAAAAGACGAAAAAAAAUGUAUAGGCUUUGUGAUCGGUAGAUAUUUUUGAAAGCAUGACGAUGAGGUCGAUGCAUCUGCAUUGUGUUUCCGAAAUGUGAAGUCUUUCUUCUCGUGCACUUUGGUCAUGAAAAAAAAAAACAACAACGUCAGACUCGUAGUGAGAUAUUUUUCCUGUCAUGUUCUGUAAACCAGUAGGCUGCCCCGUCCGCCUAUUAGUCCACGUAGACUAGUGAGGGUGUUUUACGCCCCCCUACAGAGUCACCCCAGAAAAAAAACGGUUCCCUCCUCGUUCCUCCCCAACACACACACACACACACACAUGCACACACAUCGCACACAUGCAGGCAAGAGCCUGGAGCUGUGCAUGUCAGCCUCUCUGCAGUGUUGAGUAGUGUCUUGGGGCUCCAGGGCUGGCUCACACUCACAUCUUCAUAGUCUCCCUGUUGAGGCCUCUUGUCUCUAUCUGGAUGUUUGGGAGGCCUCUAACGUUUUUGUAAUGGUUUCUAGAACUGCACAAGGCCUCCUGUCACGAGGUGUGUUCGGAGCCUGAGUGCGACUGCCGAUCGCAGGACAGGUGAACUAAAUUUGACUCUUGCUCGUCUGCGGUUUGGCUUGAGCCGGGCCCAGAUAGUGAUCGGCCGCAAACAGGGCUCACAGGGCAGGGGAGUUUGUUGUUGUUCUCACAAGGAGGAUCACAAUCCUGCCCUCUUACGUGGGCAGACUCCGAUAUUAGCUCUGCAGACUCCGAUAUUAGCUCUGCUCCUCUCCUCCAGCCCAUGAUUCAAAGUGUAAGAGAUAAGGCCCCGGCUCAUUGUCUGUGCAGUAAUGAGGUAGCACUGAAGUGCUAGUUUACUAUUAGCAAUAUGCUCCAGGUGCUUCGUUCACCUAUCGGCGUUAUUUAAAGCAGGUUGGCCUUCAAUAACGGAGCCUGUCAGGCUGGCAUGAAGGGGACACACAGACUGUGUGGGUUGCAGCUUGAGAUCAACGCUGCUCAUGUAGUUACGGCCCGGGCCGGGCCCGACAUGUGUGAUGGCCGAGGCUCGACUGAAGCAGCAUUCCCCCUCAGCAUCAGAAGCCCUAUUGGAUCCUCGCUUUGUAAAAGUUGAUCUGCGUUUGAUUGUGCACGGCUGCGGCAAUAGAGCCAAGAAAAAAAUGGUUCCAGAGAAUCCCAUCUGUUCCACACGGGACGUUUUGGGCCAGGUUUGUCUCCGGGUGUUGGUGAAAGGCCCGAUGAAGCCUGGCACUGCACUGUCGGGGCUUACCAGCAGCAGCCUACCGCGACCUACUGACCCGGCUGUCGGGCAGAUCCAGUUAGGCCUUUUCUCUCUAUUUCGGAGAACGGGGAGUCUCCGUGCACUCUUACGGAGACGACUACAUUUCCUCACACUGCCCUUUUUGAAUUAUAACAAGCCCAUUUCCAUUAAACACACAUACAAGCCACAUCUGUGUAUGUCCAAGCAACGCACAUCUGAGGUCAAUCUGAGUUCAUCUUCAGUCCAAUGUGGACUCUCUGUUGUGAUACAGCACUUAUUCCCCAAAGUGUUCUAGCUUUAGCUUGAUUGAAUUUAGGCCUCCGGCAGGCGCGUGCUCCAUGAAGACUGGAAACACUUCCUUUCUCUUUUCUUUGGCCAAAAAUAAGAAGCGCCUGAACCUGCCCAUAGAGUUCACGUUGUCAGUGCCUCACUCUGUGAAACGGAGUGUAAUCGACAAGGUGCUACUGGGUCAGUUGUGUUUGUACGAACCGCACGAUUCGCUUGUGAAUCGUGACGGAUCCAUUUUGGGUCCCUGUUCUAUCAAGUUGCAGAAAAAGGGGCGGUGGGGGGGGGGCUCUCGUGCAUUAGGUUAAGACAGUGUGAUCAAAUCCCAUUUGUCCGUUUAUGAGAGCUUACCCCGCUGCGGAGGACCUGGAGUGACCUUGCAGCCAUGUUGUGUCCCCGUUACACAGUCAUCCAUUCGUGGGACUCAAAUGCAAAAUGGUAGGCAGAUUUUAUUUGUCCUGUCUUCUGUGUAGAGUGUCAGCGGUCAAGCUGUGUGCUGUCCUCAGUGGCUCCGGCUAAGUUUGGCGACGGUGCACUGAAGCGGUUCGCAUCGACAAGAAGGAUGUUCUGAUUGAUCCUACAGCGGCGGCCAUCGUAGCAAUCCUUAAUCAUGACGUAAUGCUGCCUUUUGUCUGUUAUUACUGCACCGUUUUGUCACAUUAUAUUUAAAAGAGCUUUUUAUGUGGGGGAUUUGUUGCUCCAACAUUGUGACUGGAACAUUCCUUACACAUUUCAACUGAUAGAAAUAAAGAGAAACGUAACUACUGACUAACAGCCGUAACUACUUGUUGCACGUCCUCAAAGUGCGAUUGCUAUGAUGGCGUCAGCCGCUGGUUCCUGUCACACGCACGUGACUGAUGACAGCAAAACCUCCACGAUUACAGACUUGGAGCAGACUGAACUUCCAGACAACCAAAUCCGCUCCGUUUCUGGUGUCAGUGUCGUGUUCUUUCAUUGGCCACUCGGAGUCCCUCGCUGAUCACACAGCCAAUCGCAGCCUCUGGUCAAAGCCAAGCACUAUAUGACUCAUUUCAAACCGAGUAGCGGGGUCCAUCACGUUCGCAGACUGGACAGGCUACUGUUGUGUAAAGUUACAAAGACGUUUCUGAAGAUGUUGGGAAAUGGAUCCUGGAUUUUAAGAGGUGGGGUCAAUGCACAAUGAACAUAUCCCAUGUCACCGUUUGGUCUAAAUCCCUUUACCAUCCCCAUAUGAGAUAAUAUGUUGUAUCUUUCAAAAAUAUUUUAUCUGUGGCGUGUGUGUGUGUG